CUUUACUUCAAUUAAGACUCUUUAAAAAGUUAUUAUUAUGACAUCAUGAUUAUAAAAACUGCCUUAUAUGCAAUUGUAUACAAAUCAGUUCAUUUUAAUCUAAUAAUGAUGACAGGAAUUGUUCCCUGUGUAGAAUUUAGUUGAGAGAGAUUUUUGAGAAAAAUUAACAUGUAUCUGAUGUGCAUCCAAAAUUAAUCCAUAUUGAACUGCAUCAUUGAAUCAUGAAAACUGACAUUACCCAGCCUUAAUAAAAACACUGUAGUCAUUGUACUAUGUAAACAAUGUGUAACAUGUCAGUAAACCUGAUGUAAUUCUGUUCUGAUAGGCUACCAAAUCUUUUGCCAAUCUCAGUAGGCCCUACACUUCUUGUGAUUAAGGUUUUUUUUUUUUUUUUUUUUUUUUUUUUUUUGCAAAUUACCCAACCCCUACCCCUGGGGAUAAUUCUCACUUAAUGCUGAACUCAAAAGUUGACAGCCCUGCCUUAAAUAACCACAGUUUUCAGGAUCCACUUUUUUUGUUAAACAAUAGGUUUGUCUUCAGACCUCAUAAAACGUGUAAAUAUAGCUGGUUUAUCUAUGAAACAGCAAUGCAAGUUAAAUAACUCAGGAGCAAGGGUCAAUUCAGAGGAACUAAAGGUGGGGUUCUCUCCAGACAUCCUGGACUUGGGAACAGCAGAUGCGACAACUCAACAGGUCUCUCCGGUCAGCAGCAGGAGAGGAGCAAAGAUGAAGGUGUUAAUGAAUUAUAGAGGUUCCUAUAUGACAGCUGUCAUCACAUGUGUGAUCAUAAUAUGCAUGCUUCUGGUGAUCCAAACCCCCAUGGAUGAGUUCUCAGAAGGCAUGUGUGCUUGUAAAGACUGUGUCAGAGUGCAGAGUCGCAGUGCUUGGUUCAAUGAACUCUAUGAUCUCUCUAUUCAACCACUGCUCACCAGGGAAAAUUAUGUGCUCAGUGGAGAUAUCUACAAAUAUUGGAAGGGCCUUCAGAAAAAUAAGAAGGAAAGCAACUACACAGUAGUGGUGGAGAAGAUGUUUUCUCUCUUCCCAGAUAAAACCCAAUACUUAGAUGCUAGUCCAAAACGCUGCCGGACUUGUGCUGUGGUUGGAAACUCAGGAAACCUUAAAGGAUCCCGUUAUGGACAUCGCAUAGAUCUUCAUGACUUUGUCAUUAGGAUAAAUAUGGGCCCAACAAAAAGUUAUGAGAAGGAUGUGGGUUCUAAGACCACUCACCGGUUCAUCUAUCCUGAGAGUGCUGUAGAUGUGGAAAACUCAACUUAUCUGGUGCUUUCCCCAUUCAAGAUUCUGGACAUGGAGUGGCUCAUCAGUGCCUUCACCACUAAGAACAUCACACGCACUUACAAAACAGUAAGGCCGAGUAUAAAUGCCAACAGACAUAAGGUGAUGAUUCUACAUCCUGCUUUCAUUAAGUAUGUCCAUGAGAUAUGGUUGCUGAAACGCGGCAAAUAUCCAUCGACUGGCUUCCUCGCUAUUAUAUUUGCCCUGCACAUCUGUGACCAGGUUUCUACAUUUGGGUUUGGUGCUGAUCAGUAUGGAAACUGGUACCAUUACUUUGAGAAAACCUCACGUAACCUCCGUACCGGUGCUCAUAGUGGCAGCUUUGAGUUCGACACCAUGAUGCAACUGUACUUGGAAAACAAAAUUCAGGUGUUCAGAGGGAAAUAACUUGAGGAAAAUUUUUCCUGCUAAGCUUUUGCAAAUGGCACGUAGGAAAAUUGCAUUAUGAAAGCACAUGUCUCACUGUCAUACCAACCACAAAUCCUCCUGCUAGGCAACCUUUGAAUAAGAAAAACAUACUGUUGUUGUGCCAAUAUACUCUAUAAUACUUGUUCCCACAGCAUGCAGGCCCUAAGGAAUUGAAACAAAACAUCUUGAAACUGCUUUUGGUUGCUUCUAGUGAAAUUGCGAUAGCACUGAUUUAAAAGAUUUGAGUGUUAUCAUUGGUACAUUAUGACCUAUUGAAGACCUGUUAAGAAAAUGUAAAUCAUGCAUGUCUUAAUGGAUCUUCAUGAAUGUACAGCACAACAAUGUGUCGAGUUUUGAUUAAUAUGUUAAUGAAAAUUGCCAAAUGCCAAAUUAUGGUUAUAGCAUGUGUUUUAUAUAUUGUAUGUGAAGGAAAGUAGAGAAGUCAAGAUGUUAAGAACAAUACGCAUUUUUAAUCUUUGAAAGGAAUUGUCACAUUUGCCCUUUUUUUUUUUUUUUUUUUUUUUUUUUUAGAAACUUUAUUGUAAUUAUAAAUUAUGCAUUUACAUUUGUUGUUUUUAGCAAUCCAGUGAUUUGAACAGAAUUCUUAAGUGACAAUAUGCAUGACUUUCCACAAAUCUUAGCCUGAAAGCAGUUUGGUAUGUGGUGUUUUUAGGUUUUCAUAAAACAGGUUUUUUUGGGGGGUGUGGAAAUCUCCAACAUGAACUUGAUCCUCAAACAGACAGCAGCUUUUUGAGUAUAAUGACCGUGAAGGAAGCAUAGAUAUGUGCUGACAUACAUGUUUUAUUUAAAGUCAUUGUUGCAUACAGAGUAAAGGUCAGAGUUUGUGUGACGAGAUACUUUUGGGUAAUUAGACAGAUGUCUAAAGUUGUUGUUUUUUUUUUUUUUUUUUUUUUUUUUGGAUACAUUACAUCAGGUUUUCAUGGCUCAUAUAGUAUGAUAUAGGAGAAUAUGGAGGCUUCUUUAUGAGAAAAACCACCUCAACUUUAUUCAGAGGCCCAAACUGAGCAAAAAAUAUGCAAUUUGGCCAAAAAGUAUGUUGAAAUUCUGAAGCUUGUAAUGUAAAUCAAUGAGUUCUUUAUAACAGUAUAGCAGAAAAAUCCAUAUAAAUUUCAGUUGUCACUCUAUCUCCCAAAAAUGUCUUAGUAAGAUGAUAUAUAUUAGUUUUAUGAUCAAAGCUCUGUAGUUUUUCCUCAAAUGUAUGAUGUAUCUGAUACUCACAUUUAACAAGAUUUUUCAAAAAGAAAAAAAAAAGGAUAAUCAA
Ctenopharyngodon idella (grass carp) is the source of this 2982-nucleotide messenger RNA. RefSeq names its product CMP-N-acetylneuraminate-beta-galactosamide-alpha-2,3-sialyltransferase 1-like. Gene Ontology annotation, molecular function: beta-galactoside (CMP) alpha-2,3-sialyltransferase activity. NCBI's taxonomy places the organism in Eukaryota, Metazoa, Chordata, Actinopteri, Cypriniformes, Xenocyprididae. The record is from RefSeq and is a predicted model, not a curated record. Bases 576 to 1679 code for a protein of 367 amino acids. The transcript has 7 exons.